CGCGGGGCGGGCCGGACAAUGAGAGUGUCCGCCGCCUGAGCCAAUAAAGCUGUACUGGUUUUGAAUCGCGGCGCGUUUCCCGCCGCUGGGGUCAGGGGUCGAGGUUCGGGUCGCGGGGCGGAGGGAAGAGCGGGCGGGCGGGAGGCGCCGGCGCCAGACGCGGAGGGAAGGAGCUACGAGUAGCCGCCCAGAGGCCGCGGAGCCAGCGACGACCGACCCAGCCGAGCCGCCGCCGCCGCCGCGCCCCCAUGGCGGCCGCCAAGGACACUCAUGAGGACCAUGAUACUUCCACUGAGAAUACAGACGAAUCCAACCAUGACCCUCAGUUUGAGCCAAUAGUUUCUCUUCCUGAGCAAGAAAUUAAAACGCUGGAAGAAGAUGAAGAGGAACUUUUUAAAAUGCGGGCAAAACUGUUCCGAUUUGCCUCAGAGAACGAUCUCCCAGAAUGGAAGGAGCGAGGCACUGGUGAUGUCAAGCUUCUGAAGCACAAGGAGAAAGGGGCCAUCCGCCUUCUCAUGCGGAGGGACAAGACCCUGAAGAUCUGUGCCAACCACUACAUCACGCCGAUGAUGGAGCUGAAGCCCAACGCAGGUAGUGACCGUGCCUGGGUCUGGAACACCCACGCUGACUUCGCCGACGAGUGCCCCAAGCCAGAGCUGCUGGCCAUCCGCUUCCUGAAUGCUGAGAAUGCACAGAAAUUCAAAACAAAGUUUGAAGAAUGCAGGAAAGAGAUCGAAGAGAGAGAAAAGAAAGCAGGAUCAGGCAAAAAUGAUCAUGCUGAAAAAGUGGCGGAAAAGCUAGAAGCUCUCUCGGUGAAGGAGGAGACCAAGGAGGAUGCUGAGGAGAAGCAAUAAAUCGUCUUAUUUUAUUUCCUUUUCCUCUCUUUCCUUUCCUUUUUUUAAAAAAAUUUUACCCUGCCCCUCUUUUUUGGUUUGUUUUUAUUCUUUCUUUUUUACAAGGGACGUUAUAUAAAGAACUGAAUUCAACUUUCAGGUUUUUUUUUUGUUUUGUUUCUAAGUUUUUGCCCUAUUGAAGAUGACUUCAGAAAAUCCAUUCCCCAGUCAUGAAAAUGUACUGUGCUAACUUUCUUUUCCAUAGUGGAAACACUUAUUUAUAGUCAUCAAAAAUAGUGAAUAAAAAACACAUUUGGAACCUGGA
Messenger RNA from Rhinopithecus roxellana (golden snub-nosed monkey), 1158 nucleotides. RefSeq names its product RAN binding protein 1 (gene RANBP1). Lineage: Eukaryota; Metazoa; Chordata; Mammalia; Primates; Cercopithecidae. The coding region runs from base 249 to 854 and encodes 201 amino acids. The transcript is spliced from 6 exons. Gene Ontology annotation, biological process: nucleocytoplasmic transport; positive regulation of mitotic centrosome separation. Gene Ontology annotation, cellular component: cytoplasm; nuclear pore; centrosome. Gene Ontology annotation, molecular function: GTPase activator activity. The record is from RefSeq and is a predicted model, not a curated record.